CUUAUUCAUAUUUGUUGACCUCAACAAAAUUUCAUUACCCAAAACUUCAAACGUCCAUUUUAACCAAUACACAAAGCUUCGAUUAUUCGAAGGCCAAGUAAUCGAUUCCGCUGACAGAGAAAGACCAUAAAAAUCUUUAUCACAAAGGUGAUCUGGAAAAACCCAAAUCAUCAUCUUCUUGUACAUCUGAUAUUGGUCUAAAAGUUUUCUUCCCCAAUAUUAUAAUCAAAAUGUCAGAAUACCCAUUUGAAUAUUUUUACCGAUGAGUCCCAAGUUUCUUCUGGGGUUUCUACAAGCUCAAAUGGGUAUCCCAGAUCCGCCGUCCAUUGAUUGGAUUCGUGGGUCUUGAUGUGAUUUCUCACUUUCUUCCUCUGCUCUUCGAUUGGACCUUUCAACUUUGCUUCCAAUUUUCCUGGAAGAUAUGAAGAACAGGAAAAUAUAUGGGGUCUCUAUCUCUUUGAUUCUCAUCAACUUGGCGGCUAUAAUGGAACGUGCGGAUGAGAAUCUCCUACCGUCGGUUUACAAGGAAGUUAGUGAAACUUUCAAUGCCAGCCCAUCUGAUCUUGGAUAUCUUACAUUCAUAAGGAACUUUGUCCAGGGAUUAUGUUCACCCUUGGCUGGUAUCCUAGUUCUUAGUUACGACCGUCCUAAAGUUCUUGCAAUGGGGACCUUUUGUUGGGCUCUUUCAACAGCUGCUGUUGGUAUUUGUCUCGAGUUUAAGCAAGUUGCAUUCUGGAGAGCCGUGAAUGGCUUUGGCUUGGCUAUUGUGAUUCCAGCACUCCAAUCUUUCAUUGCUGAUAGCUAUAUGGAUGGUGUUCGGGGUAUGGGAUUUGGCUUGUUAAGCCUCAUUGGUUCCUUGGGGGGCAUUGGAGGUGGUGUCCUUGCAACGGUUAUGGCUGGUCAACAGUAUUUUGGCGUAGAAGGAUGGCGCUGUGCUUUCAUUCUGAUGGCUACAUUGAGUGCAAUAAUCGGUAUCCUUGUUUACAUGUUUGUAGUUGAUCCUAGAAAAACUAUUAACCACAUUCAGGAGAGUUCAGAUAGGUAUCAGCGGAGGUUUGUUAGUCGUUCAAUUAAUUUUUUCUCAAGUUCUUUGUUGUUUUUUCUAACUUGGUUAGUAUCUGGCUACAGGGAUAAUUUGAUAGACCGGACCUUGCCUAAUUCAUCAUCAAUAUGGUUUGAAUCCUGGACUGCUAUGAAAGCUGUUAUGAAAGUGCAUACAUUUCAAAUCAUUGUUCUGCAGGGCAUAGUUGGAUCACUGCCUUGGACAGCCAUGGUGUUCUUCACUAUGUGGUUCGAACUAAUUGGUUUCAGCCAUAACGGUACUGCAGUUCUACUUAGUCUUUUCGCUGUCGGGUGUGCAUUGGGGUGUCUCCUAGGUGGUUUAAUUGCAGAUAGGCUGUCGAAGAUCUAUCCUCAUUCUGGUCGAAUCAUGUGUGCUCAAUUCAGUGCUAGUAUGGGCAUACCAUUCUCAUUGCUCCUCCUCCGACUCAUUCCGCAGUCUGUUGAUAGCCUUCUCAUCUUCGGUGUUACUCUCUUUCUGAUGGGCUUAACAAUCAGCUGGAAUGGCACUGCUGUAAAUGCCCCCAUAUUUGCUGAGGUUGUCCCAAUCAAACACCGAACCAUGAUAUACGCAUUUGACCGUGCGUUCGAAGGUUCAUUUUCAUCAUUUGCUGCUCCUCUAGUUGGUAUUCUCUCAGAGAAAAUGUUCGGGUACGACGACACAGCUGGAGCUUCGUUACUGAAGGCUCUUGCACUGUCAAAGGGACUUCUCACAAUGAUGACAGUUCCUUUUGGCAUUUGUUGUUUGUGCUACACCCCAUUGUAUAAAUAUUUUAGGCUUGACCGUGAAAACGCUCGAAUGCAGGGUUCAAAAGGUUCUAAAUCUAUCGAUGACCUUUAAGGAACUUUGUAUAUUGUAAUUCAACUGCUAUUGUAUUUUUUUGAGGCCCUUCUUUUCUCCUUUUUAGAAUUUUCUAUACAUGAACAUGAAUUAGCAUUUGAGGUUAAGUUGCGCAUAUUGUUGAGAAACAUGAAGGAUUAUACUCUUCAACUGUUGAAUAGUUAUUUUUUCCUCUUCA
This is a messenger RNA of Cucumis melo (muskmelon), 2078 nucleotides long. RefSeq lists its product as uncharacterized. Gene Ontology annotation, biological process: transmembrane transport. Bases 422 to 1900 code for a protein of 492 amino acids. The record is from RefSeq and is a predicted model, not a curated record. Lineage: Eukaryota; Viridiplantae; Streptophyta; Magnoliopsida; Cucurbitales; Cucurbitaceae. The transcript is spliced from 3 exons. Gene Ontology annotation, cellular component: membrane. Gene Ontology annotation, molecular function: transmembrane transporter activity.